CUUAUCAGCUUCUUCCCCGCACCGCACGGCUUUGUCUCUCUCCAUCGGUGAUCCGUCUAUCUGGAAAUAGUUUUCUCGCCUGUUUCAGCCAUUUUCUUUCACUUUCUAGAAUUUUCAUACCGUAGAAUUUAAACCUCUGCGAAUUAUAAAAAGGGAAAAAAAAAAAUCCAUUUCCUCCGCACACGCACUCUCUCGUUUCAGAGUUUUCACUUUCUCUGUUCACGAGCCAAAUCUCAGCGAAAUUUUAUCACUAUUUCUUCACGCUUCUCUCUGUCAAAGGAUCUCCGCAGAAUUUCUCACAAAUUUUCCAUUUUCUCUCUCCUUCCAGAGUUUUUUCAUCUUCCAAAAUCGGAGCAAAGUUCUGUCUCACUCUCGAGAUUUUUUUAUUCAAGUCUCCUCUAAAAAGAAUCUCUUCAAGAUUUUCUCUUCAACUUAUUUAAUAUCUCAUGUUAUAAUUGUCCUCGUAUUUGCACAUUUGGAUCGAAAAUCAGCGCUGAGUAUUUGUAAUUCGGUGAGAAAUUUGAAACAGAGGUUGAUUUCUGAAUCUCUGUUCGAUUUCUCCUUCUAUCUCAGAAAUUUUGGAAGACAAUUGGUGGCUUUCGAGGAUGGCGUAUUCCGUCGUUUGCCUUCCAGGUGAAGCGUUGAACUCGUGUGCUUUCUGAGCAUUGGAGAUUCCUCAGAUGGACAGUUCAGAGACAUAGAUUCUGUAGCUUGCGUGAAUAAAGUGAUUUGAAUUAUCAGUAAUUGGCAGCUUGGGUGUAGUAUAUCUGGAUAUGAUGGCUUCCCAGUUUGGUUCAAUGUUGACAAGGUUGGGUAAUCUAUCCACUUCUGAUCAUGCGUCUGUGGUGUCCAUCAAUCUAUUUGUGGCACUCCUUUGUGGUUGCAUUGUGAUUGGUCAUCUUCUUGAGGAGAACCGGUGGGUGAAUGAGUCAAUCACUGCCCUUGUGAUUGGUGUGUGUACUGGAGUUGUUAUUUUGCUGACAAGUGGGGGAAGAAGCUCACAUCUUCUGGUCUUCAGUGAAGAUCUUUUCUUUAUAUAUCUUCUUCCGCCCAUUAUAUUUAAUGCUGGGUUUCAGGUGAAAAAGAAGCAAUUUUUUCGGAACUUUAUCACUAUCAUGCUGUUUGGUGCGGUUGGAACACUAAUAUCUUGUGGCAUAAUAACAUCAGGUGUUAUGCAAUUCUUUAGUAAAUUGGAUAUUGGUUCCUUCGAUAUAGGAGAUUAUCUAGCCAUUGGUGCGAUAUUUUCAGCAACAGAUUCUGUUUGCACGUUGCAGGUGCUUAACCAGGAUGAGACGCCUUUACUUUAUAGCCUGGUCUUUGGGGAGGGGGUUGUAAAUGAUGCAGCAUCAGUUGUUCUUUUCAAUGCAAUCCAGAGCUUUGAUCUCACCCACACCAAUCUUAGGAUUGCAUUGCAGUUUAUUGGCAACUUUUUUUAUUUAUUUUUUACAAGCACUAUGCUAGGAGUCGUAGCUGGGUUGCUCAGUGCUUACAUUAUCAAAACUUUGUAUUUUGGCAGGCACUCUACUGAUCGGGAGGUUGCCCUUAUGAUGCUUAUGGCAUACCUUUCCUACAUACUUGCUGAACUAUUCUAUUUGAGUGGCAUUCUCACGGUAUUUUUCUGUGGGAUUGUAAUGUCCCAUUACACGUGGCACAAUGUUACAGAGAGUUCAAGAGUCACUACCAAGCAUGCUUUUGCAACCUUGUCAUUUGUAGCUGAGAUUUUCAUCUUCCUUUAUGUUGGUAUGGAUGCCUUGGACAUUGAGAAAUGGAGAUUUGUGAGCAAAACUCCUGGAACAUCAGUUGCUGUGAGUUCGAUACUGAUAGGUUUGGUUCUGGUUGGAAGAGCAGCUUUUGUUUUUCCCCUAUCCUUUUUAUCCAACUUAGCCAAGAAGACCCCAACUGAAAAAAUCACUUUCAGGCAGCAAGUUAUAAUAUGGUGGGCUGGUCUCAUGAGGGGUGCUGUGUCUGUGGCCCUUGCUUAUAAUCAGUUUGCAAGGUCGGGACAUACUCAAUUGCGAUCAAAUGCAAUCAUGAUCACCAGCACCAUAACAGUUGUUCUUUUCAGCACAGUGGUAUUUGGUUUAAUGACUCAACCUCUUAUAAGAUUCUUGCUUCCUCAUUCAAAAAACACAACCAGCAUGGUAUAUUCAGACUCAUCAACUCCAAAAUCGUUUGCGGUGCCACUUCUUGAGAGCGCACAGAACUCUGAUGCUGAUAUGGGUGGCCAUGGUUUCCCACGCCCUAGUAGCCUUCGCAUGCUCCUGACAACCCCAUCUCGCAGUGUUCAUCACUACUGGCGCAAGUUUGAUGAUGCCAUUAUGCGUCCAAUGUUUGGUGGGCGGGGUUUCGUCCCAUUCGUUCCUGGCUCACCAACUGAAAGGUCUGCCCCUCAGUAACAGUGAGGAAAGAGCCACAAAAAUACAAGCCUACAUGCACUCUGAAAAAGUCCAAAUAUGUAAGUCUGCUUGGAACCUGUGCUAGUGUUGCUUUCUGUGAGCUUUUGGUGUGGCUGAUGAGAAUGCGUUUGUAUCAUAUUUUGCCAUUAUAUCUUUCAUGUAUUAUAUACAAAUAGCUUAUUUCAUUGGCCCCUAGUGUCAUCUACUGAGGGGUUGCCCAAUAAAUUGAUUGAUCCGGUCUUAGUAUCAAUAGAAACUUCUCGGGUUUUAGUAGGAAUUUAGUGUAAUAUUUUUCUAGUAACUGUUUAUAUUUUGAGGAUUAAUAAUCGAACACCACCUUUACUUUUGGGUUC
Molecule: messenger RNA, 2749 nt
Organism: Vitis riparia (riverbank grape)
Lineage: Eukaryota; Viridiplantae; Streptophyta; Magnoliopsida; Vitales; Vitaceae
Product: sodium/hydrogen exchanger 2-like
Exons: 15
Coding region: 774-2396 (540 amino acids)
Biological process (GO): sodium ion transport; regulation of stomatal closure; proton transmembrane transport
Cellular component (GO): membrane
Molecular function (GO): sodium:proton antiporter activity
Source: RefSeq, a predicted model, not a curated record